Molecule: messenger RNA, 2999 nt
Organism: Nasonia vitripennis (jewel wasp)
Lineage: Eukaryota; Metazoa; Arthropoda; Insecta; Hymenoptera; Pteromalidae
Exons: 3
Coding region: 445-2205 (586 amino acids)
Source: RefSeq, a predicted model, not a curated record
UUAGUCUCCUGUCUAUUAACUUAUUUCGCUGCGCGAAAGCAUUUUCUCUUCCUGCUGGCACACGAGAAUAGACCGCGGAAGUAAGGCCCGUUACACGCUUCAAAGGAAUAGGAACAGAUAUAAGAUUUAACAUAAGUUAGUAUGUGUAUACCUAUGAAGAACAGGAACAGACACAAGACACAAGGAACAGCGCGCUGUUCCUCAUAUAUAUAGAUAUACGGAGGGCAACGAAUGCAUAACGUGUAUUACCUCGAUUCAUAACCUCGUAAUGGCUAAUGUUUUGUGAACGAACAAUUGUCGGAGAUUAUUGUUUAUACUGCGAUACUGCGAUUAAUAGCAAGUAAUAACGUUACAAAAAGACGUUAUAAAAAGUUUUUGCAAAGCGGGAAAUUUGCUGACGUUUCGCAAGAUACACUUAGAAGAGCAUUCAUUAAAAAAUGUAGAAUGGGAAAUAUUUUUUUGCAAAAAAAUACCAAUGAUUCAACAAAGGCUGAGGAUGCUGGUUUGAAUACUAAAAACAGUAAUUGUAUUGUAAAAUGUGACGAACAGGAAGGAGAAAGUAAAUGCAUUAGUUUUGAUAACAGUUAUGAAGCAGUAGAUAAUACGCAGGACAAUUCAAUGGAUAUGGUUAGAUGUAUACACGAUGAAUCAACACAAUGGGAAGUGCGUGUAGAUGGCGAUUCAAGCGACACUGACAAUGGUGAAUGCAAAGCAGAUUAUUCAAACAAAAAGUUAUUAAAAACUAGUAACUUUAAUGAUCUUCUAAGUAAUCCAAAAUUUUUAGAAACUAUUACAACUUCAGUAGAUAAAAGCCCAGGCGAAAUAUUCUUGAUACUUUUAAAGUUAACAUUAUUACAUAAACUUCCAUUGAGUUGCACUAGUGAUUUAUUUCGCUUAGUAAAUUGUAUAUUUAAAGAAUCAGUAUUACCAGAGACUUCUUAUAUGCUCGAUAAAAUUCUUAAUACUAAAACAAAUAUUGAAUUUUUUGGCAUUUGUCCAAAUUGUGAAAUAUGUGUAGGAAAAAUUGAGACAUUCAAAAGCUCAGUGGAAUGUGAUAUUUGCUCAUUUAAUAUUGAUUUGUUUAAGCCAUCUUUAGAAAAUAUUUUUUUGAUAAUUGAUCCAUCAGAAGAUAUAACAAAUUCUAUUAAUCUUCACAGUAGGUUUUAUAAUUAUGUUGUAAAUGAAAGAAAGUAUGAUGGAUCGAUCAAAGAUAUUUAUGACGGGAAAUUGUAUCGAGAAUUUGUUAGCAAUUUACAACAAAAUGAUAGAAGCUCGUAUGUAACUGCAAUUUUGAAUACAGAUGGAGCACCAACAUUUGAAUGUUCAAAAUAUUCCAUUUGGCCAAUAUAUAUACAGAUAAAUGAAAUACCUAUAGCAGCCAGACUUAAAAGUUCGAUAGUAUGCGGAAUGUGGUUUGGUAAAAAGAAACCACCAAUGAACAGUUUUUUGCAACCUUUAGUUAAUAAACUAAACGAACUGUCCAUUAACGGAAUUGAAUGUAAUAUAAAUAAUGUACCACGUCACAUAACAUUACAUGUCUUAAUUAUAUGCGUUGAUUCUGUAGCUAGAGCUCCUAUGCAAUGUCACAAGCAAUUUAAUGGCAAGUAUGGUUGCUCUUGGUGCUUACAUCCAGGUGAAUGGUUUGAAGGAAGCAUGCGUUAUCCAAUUUUAGUUUAUUAUCCAAAAGAAAGAAGACAAGAACAAACUGUACGGUUUAUGGAGAUUGUAACUGAGAAUGAAGAUGUUCAAGAUUGUUAUGGUGUUAAAGGCGUAUCACCUUUAAUAAAUCUGAACAGUUUUGAUAUCGUCAGCGGUUUUGUGCCUGACUAUAUGCAUUGCUACUUAGCUGGUGUGGGAAAACAAAUUACAGAAUGCAUUCUCCAAAAACUAUCAAUCGAAGUUAUUGUUGUUGAUAAAAUUUUAAAAAGCAUACUAGUUCCUCAACAAUUAGCGCGUUUUAGUAGGCCACUUAGCGAUAGGAAUGAUUGGAAAGCUAAAGAGUGGGAAAAAUUUAUUUUACAUUACAGUAUUCCUUUAUUUAAAUAUUUAUUAGAAGACGAAAUAGUUGAGUAUUGGACAUUAUUAGUCGAUAGUUUAUACAUCUUAUUAAAAGAUUGUAUUACAAUGGAGGAACUUGACAAUGCUGAUCGAAUGCUUCAUGAAUUUAACCUCAAACGGAAAAACUUUUUACUAAAAAAGCAAUGACGUUUAAUGUACAUCAACUACUGCAUAUCUCAGCAAGUGUGUACAAUUGGGGACCUCUUUGGUCUCACUCCACGUUUCCAUUCGAAUCUGCUAACCAUCAUUUACUUCAAACGAUACACUGUGCCAAUGGGGUCAAUUUACAAAUUGUUCGAUAUUUAAAUUAUCAAAAAUGUUUAAACAUUCUAGAAAAUCGUAUAUAUCCGCAUGCAUCUCCAAAAGUUAUUCAAUUUUGUAAAGAUAUUUCACAAAAAAGAAUCCACAAAAGUUAUAAAAUACAAAAUGUAACAUAUUUAGGAAAUACUUCAUUCAUAGACUAUCAACUUUUGGAAAACUUGUAUCUAUCUAAAAGAUCUGCAAUAUAUACAAGAGCUGUUAUAAACGGUUGCCUAUAUGCAGCUGAAAAUAAGCGAAAUAAACGUUGUAAUAAUAGUUACUGUCAAUUAGUUGAUGGAACUUUUAGAAAAAUAUUGUACUUUGUUAUUGAUGAUGAGAGUAAGAAAGAAUUAAUUUUAUGUUAUCGGCUACGCAAUGUAAAUAAAAUAAGUAAUUCAAUUUUUUCAUUUGACUCCAUAUUAAGUGACAUAACAGUAACAAAAGUUGAAGAUAUAAAAAUAAUUUGUGUUUUUUUAUGUAUCGGAAAUGUAAAUUAUAUUUCAGUAGUACCAAAUGUGCAUCAUUACUAAUGUUUCAUACGUCAAAAGCAAAUUUUGUAGUUUGUAAGAAACACUGUUUCUAGAAAUAAAAUAUUUGUAACAUUUAAAAAUUUGUAAAUAAAAAUAUUUUGAUAUUUUCUA